Messenger RNA from Stegodyphus dumicola, 1086 nucleotides. RefSeq lists its product as uncharacterized. The record is from RefSeq and is a predicted model, not a curated record. NCBI's taxonomy places the organism in Eukaryota, Metazoa, Arthropoda, Arachnida, Araneae, Eresidae.
AUGUAUACAAUGCAAGAAAAACUUCAGGAAAUGUUAACCCAGAUUCAGCGCCUUUGCCUCCUGACAGAACACACACGAGUUUCAGCAUUUCAAGUAACUGGUGCAGAUCUGGUUGGACCUCUUUUCUUGCGUGGAGGGAGCAGAGCGUGGAUUCUCCUUUUCACGUGUGCUGUCUAUCGAGCAGUUCAUCUGGAACUAGUUUCCUCCCUGACCACUGAAGCAUUUAUGCAAGCAUUACGCAGAUUUUGGGCAAGGAGAGGAAGAUGUUCUACUCUUUAUACUGAUAAUGGUACCAACUUUGCAGGAGCUGCAAACGCUUUGAAAUCUUUGGACUGGGAUUUCAAUCAAAGAGAAUGUGCAGUAAUGAAAAUCAGGUGGAUAUUCAGCCCUCCAUCUGCCCCAUGGUAUGGCGGGUUUUGGGAAAGAAUGGUUCGUUGUAUCAAGGAACUUCUUCGAAAGUGUUUGGGAAAAUACUGUGUCACAUAUGAAGAAAUGUUGACUUUGCUCAGGACGACCACUGACAUAUUGUCAGACAUUUGUCAUUUGUCAGACGACCCUAGCGAAUUGAAACCACUUACGCCUGCUCACUUUAUUCAAGAUUUAGGGGAACGAGAAACCAUUGAUUUGGAUUUAAUUGAUUCUCAGCACUUACUGAAACGUGUAAGUUAUCUUCAUACUUUACGGCUAAAUCUACGAAAACGUAAGGAAUAUCUUGGAGAAUUAAUAAGAAGUCCUAAAUCAUCUUCACGGAGAAAAACUAUUUCUCCAGGAGAAAUUGCUCUAGUUAAAUCAAAGAAUCCAAACAGGAUAAAUUGGCCUUUAGCCCAUGUAAUUGAACUGUUUCCUGGUAAAGACAAUAUUGAACGUGUUGCAAAACUACGAGUCGCCAAUGGUGAAAUCAUACGGCCCCUCCAGCGCAUUUAUCCUUUGGAGCUUACUUUGGAGCUUACAUCAAUGAAGUUAUCGGCUUCUCAAAAAAUUGAGACCAUCCCAGAAUCAGAAACUUGUGAUAACGAAAUUCCGCAGAGUGUAAGGGUAGCGCGCAGCGGUCGUCGAGUAGUGCCUGUUAAACGUAUGGACUUAUGA